Molecule: messenger RNA, 3639 nt
Organism: Lycium ferocissimum
Lineage: Eukaryota; Viridiplantae; Streptophyta; Magnoliopsida; Solanales; Solanaceae
Product: elongation factor 2
Biological process (GO): translational elongation
Cellular component (GO): ribonucleoprotein complex; cytosol
Molecular function (GO): ribosome binding; translation elongation factor activity; GTP binding
Source: RefSeq, a predicted model, not a curated record
UACUUUUUGGUGGCGGAGAUUGAAUUCUUUACGACUCUGACAUCUUCCAAUUACUUAGUUCAAAGUGGUAAUAUCUGUUUGGUCAUUUGUGAUAACCAGCAUAUCUGGGACAUACAUUUGUUAGUUUAAAGUGAUAAUAUUCGUUGGGUGACAACCCAAUAUACCUAGGAACGUACAUGUGUUAACCUUGGAUUUCUUGCUUUACAUUCGUAUAUAUUACACUAUUAACUGAGUGCCUCUGUCUUCCCUGAUCUCUCUCUUAUUUCUCCCAAGAAGACUCACCAUACUUUAAACUUGUUUCAGUCAUCUGCUUGCUUUUUUCAGGUUUGAUAUGGCACCAUCAUGAUACUAUAUAGACUUUUCUCUUUUUUUUUUUUGGGUGAUAAUUCUUGAACUGUGGUGUUUUCUUUCUACUUACGUUUUAUGCUUUUGGUCUGAAGUUAUAGGUUCUUAUUUCCUUACCACCUUUAUAGUUUUUAGAGUUGCACGUAUUGUGAAUCUUGGUUUAUCUCUGUGCCAUGUUCUAUCUGAUCAUGUAUCUUAUCAGCUUAUUACACAUGUAGAUUUGUAAUUUGUUCUGUCUAGGUAAAAAAGUAAGAGGUUUAUAUGUGAUGUCUUCUCAGCAAGAUGCUAUUAUACGAAAUUGUUUCCCGACAGAUGAUCUUCACUAUUUAAACAAUAAGUUUUAAGUUUUGCUUUUUAAUAUUUGCAGGAUCUUACAUGACUAUGACUGUUGAAUUCCUUACCCCUUUGCCUUAUUCUGUACUGUUGGUUUUGUUGAUCUUAUAGCUUUGUAUUGUAUUACAGGCUGGUUUUUUUCAGAGGAAUCUUUCCAAUUUAAUUUAGUUCAGCGGUUGGAUUAAAAAAUCAGGCAAAAUGGUAAGCAAAUGUUUGAUGAGCUUCGAAGAAUUAUGGAUUUCAAGCAUAACAUUCGUAAUAUGUCUGUUAUUGCUCAUGUUGACCAUGGGAAGUCUACUCUUACGGACUCUCUUGUUGCUGCUGCUGGGAUCAUUGCUCAGGAAGCUGCUGGUGAUGUUAGAAUGACAGAUACUCGUGCUGAUGAAGCUGAGCGUGGCAUUACUAUUAAGUCUACUGGUAUCUCUCUAUACUAUGCGAUGUCAGAUGAAGCCUUGAAAACCUAUAAGAGAGAGAGGGAAGGCAAUGAGUAUCUCAUUAACCUUAUAGAUUCUCCCGGACAUGUUGACUUCUCAUCUGAAGUCACAGCUGCUCUUCGUAUCACGGAUGGUGCCCUUGUGGUUGUUGAUUGCGUGGAAGGGGUGUGCGUCCAGACAGAAACUGUACUUCGACAAGCACUUGGAGAAAGAAUUCGUCCUGUUCUAACUGUCAACAAGAUGGACAGGUGUUUCCUUGAGCUCCAGGUUGAUGGAGAGGAGGUUUAUCAGACAUUCCAAAGAGUUAUUGAGAAUGCAAAUGUUAUAAUGGCCACAUAUGAGGAUACUCUCCUUGGAGAUGUUCAGGUUUAUCCAGAUAAAGGUACUGUUGCUUUUUCUGCUGGAUUGCAUGGAUGGGCUUUCACUCUGACUAAUUUUGCUAAUAUGUAUGCUUCCAAAUUUGGUGUUGACGUGGAUAAAAUGAUGGAAAGGCUUUGGGGAGAGAAUUUCUUUGACCCUGCUACCAAGAAAUGGACCAACAAGAAUACAGGACGAUCACCAACGUGCAAGCGUGGUUUUGUUCAAUUCUGUUAUGAACCUAUUAAGCAAAUCAUAAACACUUGUAUGAAUGAUCAGAAAGACAAACUAUGGCCGAUGUUGCAGAAGCUUGGUGUUACCAUGAAAGGUGAAGAGAAGGAUAUGAUGGGGAAGGCAUUGAUGAAGCGUGUGAUGCAGACGUGGCUUCCUGCAAGUAAUGCUCUUCUGGAAAUGAUGAUCUUUCAUUUACCUUCACCUUCUAAGGCACAAAGAUACCGUGUUGAGAAUUUGUAUGAGGGACCACUGGAUGAUCAGUACGCUAACGCAAUUAGGAACUGUGAUCCUAGUGGUCCUCUUAUGCUCUAUGUGUCCAAGAUGAUUCCAGCAUCUGACAAGGGAAGGUUUUUCGCCUUUGGUCGCGUUUUCUCUGGCAGGGUCUCAACUGGUUUGAAGGUCAGAAUCAUGGGUCCAAAUUAUAUUCCUGGACAGAAAAAGGACCUGUAUGUUAAGAAUGUUCAAAGAACUGUUAUCUGGAUGGGCAAGAAGCAAGAGACUGUGGAGGAUGUUCCUUGUGGAAACACAGUGGCUAUGGUUGGACUGGAUCAAUUUAUUACAAAGAAUGCAACUUUAACCAAUGAAAAAGAAGUCGAUGCACAUCCUAUCAGGGCAAUGAAGUUCUCUGUCUCACCGGUUGUGCGUGUUGCUGUACAAUGCAAAGUUGCAUCUGACCUUCCUAAACUUGUUGAGGGUCUCAAACGUCUUGCAAAGUCCGAUCCUAUGGUAGUCUGUACGAUUGAGGAGUCCGGGGAGCAUAUUAUAGCUGGAGCGGGUGAGCUUCAUCUUGAGAUCUGUUUGAAGGACUUGCAGGAGGACUUCAUGGGUGGUGCAGAGAUUGUGAAAUCUGAUCCAGUUGUGUCAUUCCGUGAGACAGUCCUUGACAAGUCCUGUCGCACAGUGAUGAGCAAGUCCCCGAACAAGCAUAACCGUCUCUACAUGGAAGCCAGGCCCUUAGAAGACGGACUUGCUGAGGCAAUUGAUGAGGGACGGAUUGGGCCAAGAGAUGACCCAAAGAGUCGUUCCAAAAUCCUCUCUGAAGAAUUUGGUUGGGACAAAGAUCUUGCCAAGAAAGUUUGGUGCUUUGGCCCCGAAACCACUGGCCCAAAUAUGGUGGUCGAUAUGUGCAAGGGAGUCCAAUAUCUGAAUGAAAUCAAGGAUUCUGUUAUUGCUGGUUUCCAAUGGGCUUCAAAGGAAGGUGCAAUGGCUGAAGAAAACAUGAGAGCUAUAUGCUUUGAAGUUUGCGAUGUUGUUCUCCAUGCUGAUGCUAUUCACAGAGGUGGUGACCAGAUUAUUCCUACUGCUAGAAGAGUUAUUUAUGCUGCCCAACUUACAGCCAAGCCACGUCUUCUUGAGCCUGUAUACUCGGUGGAAAUUCAGGCUCCAGAGCAAGCACUUGGUGGUAUUUAUAGUGUUCUUAACCAGAGACGUGGACAUGUAUUCGAGGAAAUGCAGAGGCCUGGCACCCCUCUUUACAACAUUAAGGCAUACCUUCCAGUUGUCGAAUCAUUCGGGUUCUCAAGCAAUUUAAGACAAGCAACUUCUGGCCAAGCUUUCCCACAAUGUGUGUUCGAUCAUUGGGACAUGAUGUCAUCUGAUCCACUGGAAGUUGGGUCACAGGCUCACCAGCUCGUACUGGAUAUUCGUAAGAGAAAAGGUAUAAAGGAGCAGAUGACACCACUUUCCGAAUACGAAGACAAGUUAUAAAUUGAUGACCAAGAUUCCAACUUGUGAGCGCGAUAUGAUUUGUGUAUCUGCAUAUCGAAUUUACGAGCGCUAUACAUUUGCAUAUCGAAUUUACGAGCGCUAUACAUCUGCAUAUCGAAUUUAUGUAAUAACAUAAACAUAUAUAUACAUAUCUAGAAGUGUUGAACAUGUCAUAUGAAAUAAAGUUACGGAUGUGAAAUGAGAAUGAAAAUAACGAAAGGUUAACACA